Messenger RNA from Pungitius pungitius (ninespine stickleback), 2716 nucleotides. Its product is annotated as zinc finger protein 391-like. The transcript has 2 exons. NCBI's taxonomy places the organism in Eukaryota, Metazoa, Chordata, Actinopteri, Perciformes, Gasterosteidae. Gene Ontology annotation, biological process: regulation of transcription by RNA polymerase II. Bases 64 to 1332 code for a protein of 422 amino acids. Gene Ontology annotation, molecular function: RNA polymerase II cis-regulatory region sequence-specific DNA binding; DNA-binding transcription factor activity, RNA polymerase II-specific. The record is from RefSeq and is a predicted model, not a curated record.
AGUGUGACACCCACCGGAAGAAAGCGGUACGCUGUCGCCGUUGCGAAUCUAUUCAUAUUUGAAAUGUCUUCAGUUGAGUAUUUGAGAGAGUUUGUCAGCGAGCGACUAUCCGCUGCUGCUGAAGAAAUAUGUGGAGUUUUUGUGAAAACCAUCUUCGAGUACGAGGAAGAGAUCGACCGGCAGCGCAGAUUGUUGGAUGUCGUGUGGAAACCACAUAUUAAGUUACACAGACUGGAGCUCCCAGAGUCACGUGUCUGUAAGCAGGAGGAGGUUCUCUCUGACCAGCAGCUGUGUCUCCGGGAGUGGAACCAGGAGGACGCAGAUGCUCCACGGAUUAAGGAGGAACAGGAGGAACUCUGCAGCAGUCAGGAGGGAGAGCAGCUUGAACCGAAGCAGGAGGCAGACACCUUUACGUUGAGUCCCACCUGUGAGGAAACUGAUCACAGCGACGAUGAUCAACUUCUGGAUUGGUCCACACCCACAUCCACAAGUGUGGUACAGGAAACACCUCUAGGCUACAUUUCAUUUGAACCGAAAAAUGAGCACCAGCUUCUCUCUUACAACUCUCGCAAAGCUGAAAGCGAAAAUCGGAAAAGAGGCAGACAUGGAGACUCUGAAUCAACCGCAAAUAGAGAGCCCAAAUUCAAUAAAAAAAAGCACAAAAGGGGCAUUCAAAGUAACAAUGCACAUAGCCCCACCAUGCCAACGACGGCCUCCAAUGCAAUCACGGGUAAAGAGUUUUUGCAAUGUGACGAAUGUGGACAGCAUUUUAAGUACAAGUCCACACUGGAGAGACACAUGAGGGUCCAUACAGGUGAGAAACCACAUCCGUGUAGCACGUGUGGAAAAAGAUUUGGUAGGUCAACGACGUUGAAAAGUCAUAUGAGAACACACACAGGCGAGAGGCCGUAUUCUUGCAUCACCUGUGGGAAGAUAUUCAGUCAGAUGUCGACAUUGAACAGCCAUUUAAAAAUACACUCGGGUGAGAAACCGUAUCCUUGCGUCACAUGCGGAAAAGUAUUCCGUCGGGCAUCUCUUUUGAGUUCCCAUUCAAGAAUCCACACGGGUGAAAAACCAUUUUCUUGCAAAAUGUGUGGGAAAAAGUUUAAUCGGAAAUCGGUAUUGAUCACUCACGUAAGAAUCCAUACAGGUGAAAAACCGUAUUCGUGCAACACUUGUGGAAAAAGAUUCAGUUGGAACAAACUAUUAAAUGCUCAUACAAGAGUCCAUACAGGUGAGAAGCCUUAUUCUUGCAAGUUGUGUGGGAAAAGAUUUAGUUGGACGUCACAAUUGAGAACUCACAAAAGAGUCCACACAGGUGAGGAGUCAUAGCCUCGACCACCGUAGGAACAUAUUCCUAGUAAAUAUAUUUUCUUUCAUUGGAAAGGUAUAAAAGAAAGCAUUCUAUUAAAACCAACACAGAGCCAAAUGAAUGCAAAACGGGUGGAAAAAUCUUAAAUGUCAUACAACAACCCAUAAAUAGGGAAACACAUCGUUCACUCUGUUUUCUCCCAGUAAAACAAAUAGAUCUUUGCAAUGGCGUUGUCUUGAUAAUUGCUGUAUAACAACAAACAUUUUCCUUAAAGAAGGGUCAAAAUAUUUUGUCGUGAUUUAGUACUUCAUCAACAAAGCCAUCAUUAUUUGUUUAACCUUGUUUAUGUCCUUCAUGUUAUAUCAUUCGUAUUGCAUUUUGUGAUAGGUCAAGUUUCAUAUAGGUUCACGUGUGUGAAAAAUGAACACGUACAAAUGUCAUUAGUUUACAUGAUAAUUUUCAUCUGUGUUUUUUGAAAAGAACUUUGUCGGUCACACUCAACAUGCUUCAUGUGAGGAGGCCCUUGGCCUCCAGGUAAUACAAUAUGAGGGCCGUGUAAAUAUUCCUGACUGACAGUCUGAAACAAGGGUAACACAAAAAAUGGUUUUACUCUCCAAGGUAGUGUGAUAAUAUUCUGUAUGAUUUGGGAAAUACUGUAUAAAGCUGUGUGAAUUUCCGGUUAGUUCAAGUUUUUGGUAUGAUAUGAAUAUGCAUGCUUCACCAAGAUCUCCUCCGUCCAGAUUUGUGUAAGAAUACCCCGAUAUAAAAAGUAUUAUACGGUAUUCAUGAAUUUACUCUAUAUAAUAAUCAAUGUUAAGUCUGACUUGAAUUAAUGGGGUGGGAAAAAUAAGUUUACCCACUGUUCAGUCUUUAUGAACUGAAAUGAAUAUGUCGAACAGAACCUGUCUUUAAAAUGUUAUAUUGUAUUGUUAUGAAUCACAGUGCCGGCUUAUGAUAGUCUGUUACACUACAAGUUAUACAACAGUUCUAUAACAAUUUUGAAAUGCAUGUAAGUGUAAUCUCCAGUAAAUGGACAGUGUUUAGGCUCAUUCAAAGGGUGAAGGUCUACUGAGUUCAGAGCAAAAGUGCAAGCAGUUAAACAUUUACACAAUUACAAGUACCAAUUUUCCAUUACAGUAAAAAAUGGUGUCAAGACAAAGUGUAUGGCGUAGUGUGUACUUUUUAAUGGCAGCUCCAGUAGGUAUUAAAAAGACAAUAUUUAACCAUAUUUCAUUUUAAACAAAAUAAGUAGUGAGCGUCCUGAUCCGUGUCGACGAAAGAAGACCAGCGACAAGAAAUUUUUUAAUACUGUCCUCUGUUCUUUCUCAUUUCUCCGCAUAAGUAGUCGUAAAUAAGUGACUCUUGCAGGCCGAUACAACUGACCAGCAGGAUAUCAAUGUACCU